Molecule: messenger RNA, 591 nt
Organism: Colletotrichum truncatum
Lineage: Eukaryota; Fungi; Ascomycota; Sordariomycetes; Glomerellales; Glomerellaceae
Product: mitochondrial 54S ribosomal protein mL61
Cellular component (GO): mitochondrion
Molecular function (GO): structural constituent of ribosome
Source: RefSeq, a predicted model, not a curated record
AUGGUUCGCGUAGGGAAGAGAUGGCACGCUCUUAGAGCUAUUAUGUCACUCCGACAUGGCCCCGGUGCCGCUCUUCUUCCUUCCAACGUCACGAGGAUACACAUGGAGUUCGCCAAGACCAUGAACGAAGGCCACUUCGGCCCCAGGAGGUUCUGGCGCGAUAUGCUGCCCCGUCUAAAGUUCCACAACCCCGCGAUUCCCAUGAUCGUGAACCGCAAGUCCAACAACGAGGGCGCAGCCGUCAUGUCCGUCUACUUCAACACGGGCGCUACCCCUCUCGACCCUUCAACACUUCCUCAGCUCCCCUCAUCCGCCAUCGAUCAGAGCAAGGCCCCUGCGCCUGUCGAGGGCGAGCGCGUCGUCAAGAUUGACAUGAAGAACAAGCGUUCCGAGGAGAUCCUCGAGCGGUUCCUCGCUGAGACCGAGGCGAAUCCUGUGCGCCCGACACCCGAGGAGGAGGCCGAGAUGAAGGAGAUCGAGGCGCUGCGUAUCAAGAGUGAGAAGGACCGUCAGCUUGUCGCCAAGAUUCGCGACGAGGCGAAGAAGGAGAAGGCCAUGCUGGACAAGGCGCGUGCCGAGGUCAGCACGUAA